UUUGACACUAAAAUAUUUAUUUGGAUUUUGAAAAACGAACACUUUUAUUUUGUCUAAGCUUAACUCAACUAAAUAACCAGAUCCAUAAUGAUGAUCUAAGUAAAUGAAACUAUUGUAUACAUAAUUUAAUAAUGGGUCUAAUAUAUUUAAGUAGGCGUGUUUGUCUUCUUAGAAGAAAAAUAUUUCCGCGAAUUAUUUUUGGUUUGCUUUUCAUCUACAUUUAUUGUGAAUAUCUUAUUUAUUAUGUAUCACAGGUACAGUGUGUUUGGCCGAAACUCGAAAAAAAACAUGCCAAAGAUGUGGAACCAGUGUAUGCCCUCGUUAUUGCAGAUAUUCAUAUGUUAGGUUCUCGCAAUGGUCAUUGGUUAGAUAAGUGGAGAAGAGAGUGGCAAAUGCACCGUGCAUUUCAAACAGCCAUGACUCUUCACAGACCAGAAUUAGUAUUUGUUUUAGGUGAUUUAUUUGAUGAAGGUAAAUGGUGCUCACAAAAUGAGUUCAAUGAGUAUGUGGAGAGGUUUCAUAAUUUAUUUGCAACACCUGAGGGUACCACUAUGUAUACAGUUGUUGGAAAUCAUGAUAUUGGUUUUCAUUAUAUGAUAACUCCACACUUGGCAAAAAGAUUUGAGGACAAAUUAAAUGCUCCACCCGUGAGUUUAGUAAGUGUCCGGGGAAAUCACUUUGUUUUGAUAAAUUCUAUGGCUAUGGAGGGUGAUGGAUGCACUCUCUGUUCCAGGGCUGUAGCAGAGAUUAACAGAAUUUCUGAUGUAUUAAAAUGCAGCAGUGGAUCAGCACUUUGUAAAGGAAAAGCUAAAGUGCCCAAGUACAGUAGGCCAAUAUUGAUGCAACAUUACCCGCUGUACAGGGAAUCAGAUAGUAUUUGCACAGAGCCCGACGCAGCGCCCUUACCUCUGAGGAAUAAUCUAUUCGAGGAGCGUUGGGAUUGUUUAUCCAAGGAAUCGACGGAAUAUUUAAUAGAGAGCUUGUUGCCUCGUGUGGUGUUUGGUGCACACACACACCACAGCUGUUUGGUGCGACACAGCUUCGUACCACGCCCUGAUCAUAAGAUAGAGUUCAUUGAAUACACCGUGCCGUCCUUUUCCUGGAGGAAUCGAUUGGACCCUAAGUACUAUUUGCUGACCGUAACCCCGGGCGAGGUGAGAGUGGCCAAGUGCGAGUUGCCGCAAGAAUCCACGAUACAGGUCACGGCCGUGAUACUCCUGUUGAUACUAGCUGCGUAUGUACGCUGGUGUUGGAGGCGGAAGUCUUUUAGGCAUAUGUCGGAUAAGAAAGUAUGAACAGAAAAUAUACUGGAUGUUUACAAGGUAUAAUGCUUAUAUUACUUCCAAUUCAAGCUCUCAAGUCUAAUGUACAUAAUUAUAAUGUAUAUUUUAAAGAAAAUCAUGUUAUUUUAACUAUUUAUCAAUAUUGAUCAUAAUUCAUAACACGUCCAAAAUACAUGCCGGUAAUUUUAUUGAGUGAAAUGUUAUUAUAUGUUAUUUUUUUGAAAAACCAAUAUAUUUGUUUAUAUUAUAUUGUUUAGCUUUAUCUUAUUAAGGAAAAUCAAAAUGCAGCUUUACGUCAUGUAAGUUUACGAAAUAAAACUUAACAUAUUAUCCA
Messenger RNA from Colias croceus (clouded yellow), 1617 nucleotides. Its product is annotated as metallophosphoesterase 1-like. Bases 132 to 1295 code for a protein of 387 amino acids. Gene Ontology annotation, biological process: GPI anchor biosynthetic process. Gene Ontology annotation, molecular function: hydrolase activity. The record is from RefSeq and is a predicted model, not a curated record. The transcript has 8 exons. Lineage: Eukaryota; Metazoa; Arthropoda; Insecta; Lepidoptera; Pieridae.